Microstroma glucosiphilum is the source of this 4132-nucleotide messenger RNA. RefSeq lists its product as hypothetical. Bases 222 to 3704 code for a protein of 1160 amino acids. NCBI's taxonomy places the organism in Eukaryota, Fungi, Basidiomycota, Exobasidiomycetes, Microstromatales, Microstromataceae. The record is from RefSeq and is a predicted model, not a curated record. The transcript has 2 exons.
UGUGUGUGUGUAGGCAAUCCUCGGCUGACUCCCUCCUUGGGCUUUGCACGCAGUCCUCCACCUUGCUCCCUCGCCUGGGUGUGUGCCCUCCUUGCCUCGCCCUCCCGCCCGUUUGCUUCCGCAGCGUAGUCAAGCUCUGCACUCGCAGCGAUCCUCGACGGACGAGGAACUGCUGUACUUCUGCGCCACAAGCCAGCCCUGGGAUCCCGCUUGGUCACUCCAUGUACAGGACAGUCGGCAUGCAGCAGCAGCAGCAGCAGCAGCAGCCUCACCAUGACUACCACGAUGACCACAGCCAAGAGACGACAAUGGGUCCUCCGUCCUACCUAUGCUCCCAUCCGCCUCCUCAAGCACUGGCCAUUGCACACGCCAAGAGGCCGAGGGAUGCACUCGACACUCCUGACCAUACACCAAGCGGCUGCACAGAGGCCAGCACAGAUCCACACGGCGGCAAGCGCACACGGCCUUCCGACACUCAGUCGUCGUCUAACCCGUCUUCUACUCGCCGCUCAGCCUCACAAGUCCAACAUCUUGGCCCAUCCCUUCGAAGUACCGCCAGGCCCAAUGCACUCCUGGCGCCCACCCAGCCGCCUCCCGCCCGUGUGCGCGUACGCUGGCAGGACCUCCCCUCCCCACCGCCUUCUCCUCCUCCACCACCGGCGGAUCAAUGUAGGUUAGGAGAAUCGCCAUCACCAGCGAGUGAGAGAGGAGCAGGAGGAGGAGUCGAAGCAGCAUCGACAAGACUCAACAAGGUCGUCUUGCCGAUGUACUUUCUCACAAAAGAGGAUGCAGAAUUCUUUGCCAGGGUGUACAUUGGCGCCGAAGACGAGACGCUGGCGCGAAGCAGAUCUCAGGGAGACAAAGGAGGAGCAGCGCGGGUAGAGUCCAUCACUACCGACCACCAAGGACCGUCAAGAAGUGCAGCAGCUGGGACUUGCACUGUUCCCAAGCCACAAAAGAAGAGGGACCCUGAUAAGCCUUGGUUGGUCCGCGCCGGGGAGAACAGUACCCAUGGGACUCUCACGCUGAAAUGCACCACCCACGAGCGCAACAACUGUCCAUGGAGCCUCCUCAUCUCUCGCCAGAAGUGGAAUGAUACCGCACCCUUUCUCUUCCCGACCGUGCGCCCAACACCCACAUACUACUACAAGCUGUCAAACACCAAACCCAAUCAUUCGCCAUCGUGCGUGCGCGGACCCCUCUAUCCCGUCAUCCUGAAUGCCUACCGGAGUAAGCCCAAGAAACCUGCACGAUCGUCCAAAGAUCUCAAAAACUCCUUUCAGGCUUUUGUAAAGGAAUGGAUAGAGGAGAGGGAGAGGCAGUCAGGGGGUGGGGCAGCCCAUCGAGAUCGGUGUGAUAUUGAUAAGCACGAAACUACCAAAUUCGCUUCCAAUAGCGGUGAUGUGCAGCAGACAGCAGAGGAGCGGGAAGAAGAUGAAGAAGACGAGCUACUGCCGGAUCGUAGCCCUAGCUAUCCUCAUGACAGCAUCGAGGAGCAAAGGGGGGACAAAGACGCAAGAUACGCCGACCUGGACGGCGACUUCGACCAGUGCGAUUAUGAAGACGACCUCUUACCGCCAGCUGGAAGUGAGGAGCCCGCUACCCAACAAGGGCAAGACUGCUUGCUGGAAGAACAUGUGGGUGAAGAGGCUGGCGCCGGCAUACAAGACGGCGGAAGCAUGAAUGAGGAAGCGACAGUACACUCUUCUGCGCUCUGCAGAAUGUCAAACAUUGGCGCAAUGGACAUCGAUCGGAGCCUCGGAACGCACAUGGACGCCUCAACAGCCAUUCUCCCAGCUCCCACGCUCCAGAUGGGCAGGCUCGCCGCCGAGAGAGAGGCAGACAUAGGGGAAGACGCAGCUGCAGCUGCGCACUCUCAGGCUCAGGAGCAAGCACCGAUAGUCGAACCGCCCGGCACUUGCAGAGCGCGUCAAGUCACAAGCACCUCGGGCGUCUCAGCCUCAGCAGUCGCAGGAAUCACUGCACAUGUCGCCAAGUCAACAUCAGCACUAGGACUGGCAAUGGCAAGUUCACCGGAAAUGACAUUGACCAGUACAUCCUCUGUCGACCGACCUACUUCGCAAGUCGUGAAAGCAUUGACCGACUCAAUAUCGACGGAUUUCUCAGCAUCAGCAGCAACAGCAGCGACACAAAUGUCAACAGCAGUGGCAACGUCUUCAGCUACGUUGUCAUUGCCCUCGGCUCUCUCGGCUUCGGCUUCAAAUCCAGCUCGAGCCCACUCCUCAAAGCCAUCAACAUCCUCCACACUCCGCCACCCAGCUCCUCCGCGAGCCCACACGCAGGUCCACCUUGAACCUCAAACGCUUGUCGUCUGGCCCCACAACGAGCCCGUUAGAGCACUCGGUGCGCUACUCGAGGGACGAUAUCCCGGAGUGGGCGAGUGGAUGCAGACGGUGAUCAGCAACGACAUGAGCGUGGGGAGACAAGAGAGUGACAGUGUUCAAGCUCCUGUUUUGAACCUCCUCGGACUGGUGUUCGUCGUCAAUGCAGUCAUGACUCGCUCGCCCUGGGCUCUAUCUGCAAAAUCGCGAGCGACAUCACAUCCAGUGACUGAUAAGGGUAAUUUCCUUCCGGCCCUGCCGGGCAUCAUCAUCUAUGUGCAUGUACCUGCGACAAGUCUCGCGCCCACCGAUGCCGAUUGCGCAGAGGCUACCGAGAGCGAGCUCAGCGGCUCGGAUAGGGAGAGUCGGGUUGACGUCGUCACGAGUCCAAGGGCAGGCGCAAGUGCAGGUGCAAACCAAAGAAGGAGAAUUCUCCUGGCCUGGCCUGGGCCUUGCGACACCCAGAGCAGCUGUGCAGCCGACCUCUUUGAGAAGAACAAGCGCAGCAAGAAGCACAAGGGCGGUCCAUGCCGGAGGUCUAAGAAGCGAGGGACUGAUAAGAAGGCUGGCGAUCGCGCGGAUGUGGCAGAGAGUAGUACCAGGGCGGACGAACACACGGCCGGUUGGACCACUUGCGCUCCUGGCACCAGCGCGAGCUCCGACGGCCACACCACCACGAUGACGAGUUGCUCGGCAAGCGCUACUGCAAAACCAGUGCGCCUCCUCUGCUUCCGCAGUGAGCUCAAGCUUAAUUGGCAUACGCCAGAGCGAUUCAAGUCUAUAUAUAAUCUGCUGCUGCCCGUUGAUCAGGCGGCACAGCUGAUGCAGCAGGCCGCUACGGCCACUGCUGUGUCAACGGCAGAGGAGAUCGCCUCCGUUUCCUAUGCCGGUCUGGCUACGAAAGUACCGAAUACAAGCGAGACUCGCAUGGUGAAAUCACGAACCUCGAUCUCUCCUCAGGGAAGUGUACAGCUGCACACACUCGUAUCAUGCCCGCCGCAUGAGCUACGAAUGCAAUUGGGUCUCGCCCAGCACUCUGCUAGGGCGCCAGCAAAGCAAAAGAGACGUCUGGGGCCGAGUCUCUCCUCUCCCUUGGUUUUCCCUCUCGCUGGCGAGCUCGAGCCCAACUCACCUAUGCACGGGCUUUCGAGAGACCAAGCCCAACGCCAAACCUCAGCCCACGCCAGAGCCGAUACUGGGAUCGUGCCGGACUCAGAGGCAGAGUCAGAGUCAGAGUCAGAGUCAGAAUCAGAUUCGGGUGGCACCUUGUCAGAGCUCUGGAAGCCUAGCGCAGACGACGUUCUGCUUCUGCUCAAUCACGACUCUCGCUUGGCGGCAAAGUGGAGGUUGGAGCGGGAGUGAGAGUGAGAGUAGGGGGAAUGGAUUGAGACAAAGGGCGGGAAAAGGGCAAUGGAGACGCUACGAGGCGAAGCUACUUUGCGUGUGGUCAGGACUGUAGAGGCUACUGGGGUACGUAGAGUGGUUCGUAGGGACCCUGGCGCAGAGAGGGACAGGCUGGACACAAGCCGACUUCGCUGCAGGUAGAGAGAAGGACAGAACGUUGAUGAGAAUGCCGAUGACUUCGGCAAGCCACAUGACUACCCACUGUGGUGCUUGGUGCUCUGCUCCUGGCUUGGCAGGCUCACCGCCACCAGCGCAUUGUGUACUUCUCCUUCUUUCCCCCCAUCCCUAUCCUGUCUUCUAGUGAGAUAGCCACGGCCUUUCCGGCCGCCGAAUCAACAACAUACUAUACAGUGCAUCACGAACACGGGGUCUUCCUCGACGGAGCG